Molecule: messenger RNA, 1158 nt
Organism: Dioszegia hungarica
Lineage: Eukaryota; Fungi; Basidiomycota; Tremellomycetes; Tremellales; Bulleribasidiaceae
Exons: 7
Coding region: 1-1158 (385 amino acids)
Molecular function (GO): protein binding
Source: RefSeq, a predicted model, not a curated record
AUGUCCGACCCAGCAGCUUCUUCCAGCACCGCUACAGGCUCCGACCUCCCGGAGAAUGAUACCAAUGGCAUCCAAGAACCCAAAGCACCGGACGUCGAGGCGCCCAAACCUGCAAAGCCGCGCGCCCGACUGGGGCCUAUGGAAAUCGUCCAACUUCCCGGAUCUGAUUCAGAGCCGGAAGACGACGAUGAUACCGCUGUCAAUACAGAGGAAGAGGCAGAUGAGGACUUGCUCCGGGAUUUCCCAGAUGAUGCGGAGGACAUCCACCUCCAACAUUCUCGCCUGAAAUCUGAAAACCUCCUCCCUCUCAAUUUCCCCCGAUUUGGGAAACAUCUCAAGCGGCUCUGUUUGCGGCAGAAUGCUAUUGCUUCGCCCUUGCCCGAAGGGGUGUUUGAGGGGUUGGAAGUGCUGGAUGAGCUGGAUUUGUACGAUAAUCGGCUGGGACCAGUGGUGGAAGAUGAAGAAGUCAAGGGAUGUCCCAAUCUGAUCUCACUCGACUUCUCUUUCAACAACCUCCGUCACCCCCCUACACUCCCUUCUCAGACCCGCCUCAAAAUCCUCUAUCUCGUCCAGAACAAGAUCAACCAGGUCGAGGCGGGCCAGCUCGACUGGUGCAGCUCCACACUGACGAGCAUUGAGCUGGGCGGGAAUAGGUUGAGGCGGAUUGAGAAUCUGGAAGUUUUGACUAGGUUGGAGGAGCUGUGGUUGGGCAAGAAUAAGAUCAGGACUUUGGAGAAUCUGGACGCGUUCAGCAAUCUCAAAAUCCUCUCGAUACAGUCUAACCGGAUAACGAAGAUGGAAGGCCUCGACGGGUUGGUUAAUCUCGAAGAGCUAUAUUUGAGCCAUAAUGGCCUGAAGAAGAUUGAGGGGUUGGAGAAGAAUCUGAAAUUGCGAACCCUGGAUAUAGGCAACAACAUGAUAGAAGAGAUAGAAGGUAUCUCGCACCUCACCGAGCUCGAGGAGUUCUGGGCCAACAACAACCAAAUCCCCAACCUUCGCGCCCUCGAUACCCAGCUCGCCCACAUCUCCACCCUCCAGACGGUAUACCUCGAACAUAACCCGUGUCAGACGAACGAUCCGGGAGGGUACAGACGGAAGAUCAUCCUGGCGCUACCGCAGGUCCAGCAGGUGGAUGCUACAUUUGUACGACAGAGCUAG